GUAUAUAUCUGUAUCAUGAAUCAAUUUAAGUGGACCCCGACUUAAACAAGUUGAAAAACUUAUUCGGGUGUUACCAUUUAGUGGUCAAUUGUACGGAAUAUGUACUUCACUGUGCAACCUACUAAUAAAAGUCUCAAUCAAUCAAUCAAAAAACCCUCUUCUGCUCGGUGGCGUGACGCAAAAUACGGCACAAAUGUUGACCAAUCACGCGUGGCCUUAGAAAAACCGUCUCGUUAACUUCAAAGAACCACCUCCUACCGUCCACUUCAAAGACUUUUCACUCUAAUGUCAUUCAUGAGUGACACGUUACUACUUUUGUUCUGCUAUCUGGCGUUUGGAAAGUAAUGUCAUAGUUACGCUGGUAAAAAUACUCUCGCAUACUUACAGGAGUGGACUCCGUGAUAUUUUUGGCACCUUCUCCUGUUCGAGUGGUGUAGUGGUUACUGGGCGUCUGUCAUCGCACGUCCGUUCAGAGUGACAUUGCUUGCAAAGUGGAGAGAAAAUCGCACGUUUUUAGCCGGAAGUGGUAACAGGAUUAAUCUUGAUUAUUUUAUGAUGGAAUAUCGCAUGAGAGCUGAUGCUUGGCCCUCGGGAUUGGACAAUUUGGACCAUUUUUUAUAUUGCUGCGUUCAAGGACUUAGAUUCGUUGUAAAUAUGAGUUGGUUAGUUUCGCUUGGUAAGCUGAUUGAAUAUAGUCUGUUUUAUUGAGCAAUGUGGAACGCGCUUCUUAACGGAACGGGGCUGCACGCUGGGGGCGGUGCAGGUGGGGGCAACGUCCCGGUUCAAGGAUGGGAGUUUGUGCCUGGCACCCGAAUGGAGAAGACAGAACGAGGCAGAGGCAAGCGGCACAGCCCGCAGAGGAGGGUCUCCUCUCCGCCCACCGUCUUCAGCCACAUCUAUGAGCCGCAUUGCAGCGCCUCGUCUGGGGGAGGUGAGGGUGCUACGGGGAUAACGCUGGAAGUCCUCAAGGGACAAAUGUCUUCUGGCCCCGAUGCUCCGCAGCAACAACAUACAAAGCUAAAAAAGAAACUUGAGGAUCUAAAAAAGAAGCAUGUGCAGGACAAAGCGGAAUGGAUUCGGGAGAAGGAGUUGCUGCUGAGAGAAGUGGCUGACAUACAAGGUGGGGAGAACCGUCGAAUUUUGCUGGACUUAAAGACCGUUUUGGAUGAAGUGCAGGUGGAGGUGAAGCGGGAGGAAGAGAAGAGGAGUGAGCUCCAGUUGCAGUACACCAGAGACAGAUGUGGCUGGGAGGUGGAGAGGGCUGAGCUCAAGUGCAGGAUUGCACAGCUGGAAGCCAAAGAAGAUUGCAGGUCGACAAGUGGAAGUGUCAAGUUAGCACCAGGUCCUCACUCAUCAACAUCGACGCUCAGUCAGGAAAAAGAGGAGCAGCGGAGGCUCCUGGCAGACACGCGCUCAACUACCAUGGAGCUGCGCUGUCGUCUGGAGCACAACGAGAAAGACUGGUUGAAGGAGAAAGCCGACUUACUGGGGAGGUUUGAUGUGGAAAGACAGGAAUGGGAAAGCCAACUAAAGGAUAUGCAACAGAAAAUAGAAGAGUUGUACUGUGAGGUGAGGGCCAAGAGAGAGGAGACCGAAUUGGCUGGUGGCAGGCGGGGUGAGGAAGAAGAGCAUCACCUCAGUGUAAAUUCCCUCAGCACUGGUUCUAGUGUGCUGAGUGACAUUUCACAGCCGCACAGCAGCUGCAGUCAGUCAGAGCCCUUACCUGGCUUUAGCCACUACAACAUUAUCAGUGGAGGGGAGAGUGCCAUUUAUUCCACCACCUGUUGUCAAGUAGACCGCCUAUGUGAACUGAAUGCAAGUGGUCAAUUUGCACGGAAUGAAGAUGCAGUUCCUGAAUUGAAAUCUAGAGACUCUCUUCUUAAUAGGAAAGAAGCUGUAGACACCUCAGAGCUUGAAGCUAUUGUCCUUAAAUCACCUGAAUGUGGAAGGGCACCGAAAAAUGUCUCCAUAGGGAAUGCAAAUAAUGUAGAUCAUAGCCUUCAAGCAAGUUCUGUGUUGGCAGAGAUGUGUUACACCAGUGAGAAGAAGAAGAGCACCACUGCUUUAAAUGCUGCUCUGAAAGAGAUAGCACGAGUUAGUGAAGAGCUCUGCAGCUACCAGGAUAAGAUCAAAAAGAACAGUGUGGAAAAAAGAAAUCAAUCAGAACUCCUGUGCCUCUCAGAAGAGAAGAACAUUCCAUUGGCCAUGGAUAAAACGGGAUUUAACUCAAAUCAGACACCAUCUGACCUCAGCCAAAUUUACUAUCAACUUAAGGAAUUGGAGAAGGAAAACUGGAUCACCUUGUCGCCAGAUCACACCUGGCGGGCCCAGAGAGGGUCACACAAUUCCUGGGGAAAGAAUUCCACUGACAGCUGCAGAGAUGUACAGACAAGCCUGGGAGCACUCUUUGAUAUGGAUACAGUACCCCCUCCUCUGCCUACCCGCAGCUUCUCCCGGAAUCUGAGCUCUCCCUCCCAACGAGAUAUAGAACUCCACAUCCCUGAAUCCCCCAUGACAACAAUGACAAAGUGCCACAGCCCAUGUGCUGUCGUAGACAAAAAGUAUAGCCCAUGUGCUGUCGUAGACAAAACGGGUAGCAGCCCAUCUAUUGUUAGGAAGUUUGAGGCAAUGCUGCAAGAAAAUGAAGGAAAAGUUUUCAAAGAUGGUGUGGUCGCAUCAUGGUCCGUUCCUACAAAUUCCAACUGUAACAGUGGCUGCUCCCACAACCGUUGGUCUUGUGAUGCAAGCAAGUGUACUAGCAGUAAGUUGUCCACAUCUGGGACUGUCCAGAAAAGCUUCUCUGAGGCCAACAUAUUGACUUCAACAAAAGACUGCUCACAUUACACCUUUGGUGUUGGAAAUGUACAGAACCGUCAGCUACAAAUGGCCCCAAUUGUUAAAGAAUUACCUGUAGAUCUGCUUUUGUCCUCACUGGAAACGACCAGCCCCAAACUACAAGGCUCCAGGAGAAACAUUACGCUGGAACAAAAAACAGCAGAGUUCAACAGGACUUUGUUUCAAGCAGUGAUGGGUCGUGGGGUAGAGCACCAAGACUGUGUUCCAGAAGCAAAUACACACUCUUGUCAACCAGCCAUGUUAGUAGACUCUGUGUCCAAUGAGGUUUUAUUUCCCAGGUGUCAACCUGAUGAAAUCCCUGACAUCAUGGAUGUGAAUACUGAAGUUGAAUUACGCAUUUCCACCCCGGAUCAAAUCAAAUGUAGCCCUGAAGUUCAAGAGGUCAGAAAGAUUCAUGGCAACAUUUCUGUCGCUGUACCUGAACAAUUAAAUGUUGCAGUCAGGGAGACAAACACAACAACCACUCACAGUCCUGAGCAACUUUCUGAGAUUAAGAAAAAGGUUUGCACGGUGAGCAGUCCUACCAGGAGAACGCAAUACAGGGCAACCACACACACUCCCCUUUUUAAGCCUCUAUUGUCUGCAAAAAUUAAUUCAGAACAUAAUGGAGAGGACAUCACCUUCAAGAAGGACUAUUUCUCAGGAGUGAAGCCUCAGCCGGCUGAGAUCGAAAGAUCACUCCAGCAGCCCUCUGCACAGAGCAAAGAGAGACUCCUGACACAAAACUCAAAACUUGGUUUUGUUUCUCCCUCCCAGUCAGAUGGCUGCAAACCUGGGCCUCGAAUAUUGAAUGACCAUCCCUGGAAACCCCUUACUCUCGCUGCGUACCCGCGCCCUGAGGGUUCACGUUCCAACUAUGGUGCAGUAGAGAUCAUUUUGAAACACUAUGAGAGUGCAUCUCGGGCUCAACAGCACCAAAGCCAACACAUUGAGACAGCUUCAAGUCCUAACUCCUGCCUCCAGAAAGACACCAUCGAGUUGAACAAGUGCAAUAUGCACCCUCCUGUGAAGCAGUCGUCACUCACAAAGUCAGACGCCAGACUCAACAGCCCGGUGGCACAAAUAAAGCUUUCAGUGCAGGAGAAAGAAGAGUCCUGCUUCCCCUUCAACCAGAAUGCUUUCACAAAGCCUGCACGUCCAGCCAAUCGACGCCUGCCCUCCCGCUGGGCCAGCCUGUCCCCAACUUCCUUCUCUACUGCCUUCAUGUCUCCCUGGAUCACACCUGUUGUACCUCCAUCUAUGCCCUCUCAUAAAUGCACUCCCUCCUUCCCUUACUCACAUGCCUUUCACAUGGAGAAUGUCAUUAUUUGAUCUCCAACAAGAUUCCUUCCAUGAAUGAACCCUGAACACUUUUAUCUUCACCACUGUUGUACACCAUAAAACCAAACCUUCUCUCUCACAAACUUUGAAGUGCUUUAGUUGUGAGUUUUCCCAACUCACCUUAGAAUGUAUGUGGCAUUCACUGGAGCCAAGCUGACUAAAUUAGAAAAGGUUCCAAAACAGCUUCAAUUGUGCAACGGCGUGCUCACACUGACCUGCCAUGCAUUGUUCAUGCCUCAGAAGGCAGUGAACAUGUAAUUUACUACGCUCAGGUCUGUAUUCUAGCCUUGACUACAGAAGCUUGCAGAUCUACUAACCUUUCACUAUAUGUAUCUCCAUACCGCAUUAACACCAAAAGAUGAUUUAAGUUUGUAAUCAAAAGGAACUGUAUAGCGGUUUGUAUUUUCUUGAAAACAAUGCUUUUGCUGCUUUAGCAUCAGAUUGUCAAAUUUCUGCCUUGAAAAUAACUGAAUACAUGUACUGUACCUCUGCUGUGACUUUUUGCUUUAAAUGUAUCACUGACUUCUUCCACUGGUUAUACUUGUUUGAUAUUGACAAAUAAAAUGCGAGUUCACUUUUAUAACUUUGUAUCAAUGGCUGGUUGUGUUUUGUCAAAGAUAUUAUUUGUCAAAGCAUCUUGCAAACUUUUUUCUGUAUUGAACUUUUUUUUCUUGGAGUGUUUACUCACUGACAUUAUUUUUUCCUACGUGUACAGAAACAUUGUCACAUAUUCGGACACAACUUAGUAGAACAGCCUAUUGGGUCAAAGUAUUGAGCCCAAUUAUCAUAAAAA
Messenger RNA from Entelurus aequoreus (snake pipefish), 4969 nucleotides. RefSeq lists its product as uncharacterized. The transcript is spliced from 7 exons. The record is from RefSeq and is a predicted model, not a curated record. The coding region runs from base 712 to 4167 and encodes 1151 amino acids. NCBI's taxonomy places the organism in Eukaryota, Metazoa, Chordata, Actinopteri, Syngnathiformes, Syngnathidae.